AUUUUCUCUCUCUCUCUCGUUACCAAAACACAAUAUACAUAAUGUCGUUCCAAGCAACGGCAUUUGCCUACUUGUUCCCAGGAACACCUAUGGUUAACUCCAUAUUGGCUACUGCUUACAUAUCAAUCUUUCCCAAUCUUCUUCUCUACUUUGUUCCUCCUCAAAUCAACACAUCCGCCCUUAAUAUCCUAGUCAGUUUUGCAGUUGGUGGUCUAUUGGGUGAUGUGUUUUUGCAUCUGUUGCCUCAUGCAUUUUCUGCUGGCCAUGGUGCAGACCUUGGUCAUCAGGCAGCCGAGCAAAAGAACGUCUUGCUUGGAUUGGGUCUGUUUGGUGGAUUCUUCUUCUUUUUUGCAAUGGACAAGUUGAUGCGUGUGUUUAACGGUGGUGGAGAUGGUCAUGGUCACUCCCAUGGUGGACAUUCCCACUCCCACUCUCACUCUGAUUCUCAUCAACACGACCACGAAGAAAAGAAGGAUUCGGCCCCUGCUGGACCGUCAGACAGUGAAUUACGCCAACGCGUCGUUUCCUCCAAAAAGGAAACCAAGGAAGGAGUCCAGGUGGAAAACAAGGAUGAAAAGAAUGCAAACAAAAAGGAUGUCAAGCUGAGUGCCUACCUCAACCUGUUUGCGGAUUUUACUCACAACAUGACCGAUGGUCUGGCCAUGGCUGCCUCAUUCUAUGCUUCUCCUGGCGUUGGCGCCACUACUGCCGUUGCUGUCUUUUUCCAUGAAAUUCCCCACGAGGUUGGAGAUUAUGCGAUCCUGAUCCAGUCCGGAUUCAGCAAAAAACGUGCCAUGAUGGCCCAAUUCACCACCGCAAUUGGAGCUUUCUUGGGUACAAUAAUUGGUAUCAUUAUCGAAGAGGCUUCGCUUGCCGGAGAGUCGGUUGUCAACCCUCACAUCCAUGACCCUGCUUUUAUUCACGCUCAUGCUAACGCUCACGGACAUGAUCAUGCCCACGCCCACGCCCACGCUCAUGCUCAUGCUCAUGCUCACGGACACGGACACGCUCAUGGACACUCUCAUGGUGGUCUUGGUUUGAUGGGAACUGGUCUCCGUUGGGGUGAUUUGGUUAUUCCUUUUACUGCCGGUGGAUUUAUUUACAUCGCUACUGUUGGUGUGAUCCCCGAUUUACUGCAGGUUUCAGGAAACAUGAGCAAGGAUAGACGCCAGGCAUUGACUGAAUUCGCUGCCAUGUUUGUUGGUUUGGGUUUGAUGGCUGUUAUUGCAUGGAAUGAGGCUUCUAUGUAAAGGCGAGAUAUCAAUAUACAUACAUUGCUCAUUGUAUUCAUAGACUAUUGUUUCUUUCUUUCAAUUACAUUUUCAAGCCUUUACACAGCAAUAAUAACAACCAAAAAAAAACUACAUUACAUUACAUUGCAUUAUACUACACUAUAUUGUUACAAUUGUACACACUUAUAAUCGCAUAUUCACUCGGGCAAAUUAAUAUAUAUGUCUAUGACGAUAUAUAUACAUGUAUCAAUAUACUUAUUUCCCAACUCUUGAUCUUAAACUUGAUAUAUAUAUUGUAUUAUAAUAUUUUAUAUAUUUAUAUUGAUUUAUC
This is a messenger RNA of Phycomyces blakesleeanus NRRL 1555(-), 1563 nucleotides long. RefSeq lists its product as hypothetical. The transcript is spliced from 2 exons. Gene Ontology annotation, cellular component: membrane. The coding region runs from base 42 to 1250 and encodes 402 amino acids. The record is from RefSeq and is a predicted model, not a curated record. Gene Ontology annotation, molecular function: zinc ion transmembrane transporter activity. Lineage: Eukaryota; Fungi; Mucoromycota; Mucoromycetes; Mucorales; Phycomycetaceae. Gene Ontology annotation, biological process: intracellular zinc ion homeostasis; zinc ion transmembrane transport.